ACAUUACAUGCCAGAGGGCAGCAGAAGGUACAGGGUGCAAGAGGGCAAUUCUUUUACAGUAAUACAACCAGAAUAUUUAAGAAAACUUCGAAAGAAAUUCUUAAAUAUUUUAUAUUUUAAACUCAGUCAUUAAAUAGUAAUGUGUGUUUAGCAUGUGUUUCACACUUCUCUGUAGGUACCCUGUAAUAACUCAGCCGCAAGUUCGCUCAGGAAUGUAUUAACCUUAUCCUUUUUUUGGGGGGGAAUAAUCCAUAUUCCUGGGAGGGGAUCAGUUUCAGAGCUAAACACCGAGACUGUUAAAUGGGUCAGCAUUUUGCAGGCAAAUGAUAAAAGUUGCAUAAAUACAAACGAUCCUUCCUCAUUGUGUUAGUGGAAAGAGGUUGAAAGCGGCCGGGUCGCAGUAGGGAGACGUCGUGAUUUUCCUGGACACCCCUCUCGGAGUUUGUAGUUCAACCUGCGGAAUUUAAAGGCAAAAUGGCGACAGGGUGAUGGAUGGCAGGCGAAUAUCCAGCGCUUAACCGAGUGUCAUGGCGAGCUUGUCGUCGCCUAUGAAUUUUCAGCGUCGGAAAGGCUGGCAAUCACAUGUCUGGAUGGUGCCACUGUUUUGGAAACUAUUGCAUCUAUAUUUGUUCAUGCCGAUGUUGAUUGGAGCAGUGGUCCCCAACCCCCGGGCCGCCGGCCGGCAUCGGUCUGUUUGUCAAAUGGUUGCUCUGAUCAAGGGCUGCUCGGGUGUUAAUUGGCGGCUCGUGUGUGGCUCCGCCUCUUCAUUCAGCUUUAAUGGUCACCAUUGACAAACAGCAGGCAAAUAAUAAGAAAGUGACACUCUUAUCUACCCUCAGGGAACUGUUUGAAUGAGAUGCUGUCUCUGCCAUGGCAGCAGUGAGAAAUAGUGCCGAGAAAGAGGUGGAAUCUGCUGAACAUUACACUCAGGAGCUGUCAGGCUCUCACACUUCGUCUCCCACCACCUCUACCCGCAACAACAACAGCAGCAGUGUGGGACCACAGCAGUGCCAAUCUUUGGACAGUCACCAAAGCCUUUUAAAUGGAGCACAGCCGAACCCAUUUGUCUGUGGCGGUGUCCUGGCUGCCCCCUGCACAGACGAUUCAUUGCCUUCAGGAGCACUUGUUAAUGGAUCUGCUUCACACUGUACCUCAGAGGAACCCCACGUCCCCAACAAGGAUGCGUCCCCUUUGCCUGGGACAGACACCAACCCUGAGGUGUUGGAGCCUCCCUGUGAGCUUCAAUCAAACACUUGGCAAAAACCAGAAGGGCACAUUAUGAAAGCACCAUUCACACGGACCCUAUCAGAGUCGGACAACAGCGACUGUGAGACUCCCUUGGUGGGGGACAAUGCAGAUAACAGGGCAAUCAGCCGGUUGCGGACAAACAACUGCGUCAGAGCAGGACCCUUAUGGGAUGUCGAUUCCGAGUCAGAGUCAUCAGAAAGUUCUUCUGACAACUAUGAUGGCCUGAACAGAAGCCUCCGAGAGAAGUUUAUGUGUUUCCUAUUGAAAGGCAGGAUACUCAAUGAAGUGGUAAAAGGAAAGAUAAAGGUGGGAGGCACACAGUCAGCCAGCUCAGGGAGGAGGAAACGAAAAACAUGCAGAGUGAAAAGAAUACCAAUGCAAGAAAAAGUUAACGAGGACCGUGCUUCCCUUAUUAACACUGACUUGGAUUUUGAUUCGUCCAUUACUGAAGAGCGUUCCUUGAGGCAGGAUUCAGAAAGUUUGAAAGCACACACAGACUCGCAUCUGGGGAAUUCCCAAGACAGGAUGAACUUAAUUUCAAGUGAUAGUGUAGGCCGGCGCAACGAAGCAGACACCUACGUGGGUGGCCAACCUGUGCCAUUAAAGAGACAGCUAGAAACAGGCUUGGAGUCAGCGCACUCGUUCUUCCAAUGCACAAAGUGCAAUGUUAAUUUCAAGGAGAAAAGGAAUUUGCAUAGGCAUAUGAUGUAUCAUUUAGAUUGGCAUAAUCAGGUAGGGCAAGCGAGCAUCCUUCGCCCGUUUAUAUGCAAAGAGUGUGGGCGUUCAUUCUGUGAGCGUUCUUCCCUGCAGAAGCACAUGCUAAUCCACCAGGUGCAAAGGAAGAAGUUGAUGGAGGAGAUUAAAGAUCUGAAUGAGCUAAGAAGCCAGGAAGGAGAAUCUCAGCUGCAGUGUCCCCUGUGUGCUUUUGAAACCAACUGUCCACAUUCAUUCAUUUACCAUGCCAAGACCCACGGAAAAGACCAUCUUCAUUACAGUUGUGAAGAAUGUAAUCAAAUAAUAAUGGGCAAGUCAGAUACGGAAGCACACCAACAGAUAGCUCACCUCCGUGCAUGCCAAGGACGAGUCAGAAAACCCUUGGACGUGCUUCUUUGCAAAAUUUGCACAUUUAGAACAAAGUAUAGAGAUGUUUUAAGAAAGCACCUGGAACUCGUACAUGACCAGCCGCUUUGUGAUUAUGAACUUCAGUCCCACAAUAUGGCAGCUGAUCUUAUGGGGUCUGUGUCCGAGCAAUGCAGGAAAACAGACCAAACUGAAGCAGAGAACUUGUCUUCGAAGUUCCUAAGAGAAAAGCAGAACAAAAGUGGAACAGGGCUGCCUGCAUGGCCCAGUCGCCUUACUGACCUUUUUUUGACUGAUAACGGCACACAAAAUUCCUGUAAAAGUUUGAGCUCCUCCCUGAUCAAAUGGAGCUUUGGCAGCUUAGCAAACAACCUGUCACCGUCUUCCUUGCAAUGUGACAAACCAAGUAAAUUAUCUCUGCCUACAGAGAGAAUAGAUGUGACAACAGGUCUCUCAUAUGUUGAAGAGGACAAUCAAAAAUGUGAAAGUGCUGCCUUCAAGCGGAACACAAAACAUCUCUCCAGCUUUUACGCAAACCCUGUGACCAGAUCUGCAAUUCCCACCAAAUCUAAACAUCUAGACCAUGAUGACGAUAACACUUCCAAAGAUCCCUCACCUGGAAGCAGUUUUGCAGUACAGAAGCAAAAAUCUCCCUCAAAAAGAAAAAUGUCCAUUCCAUAUCACAACACUCCUAAGAAAAUUCCAUUGCUUGUACCAAAACAAGAAUCUGCAGCUCCAGAGAUGGUGGAUAUUUAUUCUUUGCAGAGUGGUGACUACAGUAGUGCUCAUUUUGAUUGUGCCAAUCAGGCAAAGGAUGCUAAUUGUCCCAGUGAAAGCAUAGCACAUUUCCUGGAUAGCAACGAUGCCUCUGACCUCUUAACCCAGCAGGGACGUUUGCUUAAAUACGACUUUCUUAACUCUCCUGAUCAGUCAGACCUUGAUGGACCCAUGGAAGACGAUGAUGAGAUCAGCACUCUAAUAGUGAAAGAAGAGAACAUGGAGAGUGCUGUGAGCGAGGACUAUCCAGAGUGUACCGAUCCGAAUCUCAGUGACUCUUACACCAGCUACUGCGUAUCUCCAGUGUUUGAACCAGAUCGGAAGUGCUGUCCAUAUUGUCCAGCAGUGUUUGAGACCGGGGUGGGCUUGUCCAAUCACAUCAGAGGACAUCUGCAUAGAUGUGGGUUAAGCUAUGAGGCUCGUCACAUGCUGUCACCUGAACAGGUGGCGUCUCAGGACAGGCAGCCUCGCAUUCGUAGAAGAGCACCACCCAUGAGCAACAGGAUCAGGAGAGCAGAUAAACCGGAGUCUCAAACUGAACAUACUUGCCCCCUGUGUCUGGGCUGGUUCGACACCAAAACCGGCCUGUCCAAUCACGUGCGGGGUCACUUGAAGCGGAUCGGCAAGCCAAUCUCAGGCGUCAGCAAGUCUCCCCUGUGCAUCCUCAAUGAGCUCCUGCAGGACGAGAACGAGCACAGAAAUGUUCUCCGAGCACUUGAGACUAAACCUCGCCUCUCCAGACCCACCGUUUCCCGCAAGUUUGAGCGGGAAACAGAGGGCCUGUUUCUUACACCCACUUGUAUCCCGGUGAACAUCCAGCACUCUGAUAACAGGCUAAUCACUGAUGAGGGUGAAAAUAGGAAAGGGACUGAGGAGAAGGUGCACGAGAACCGCGAAAGCACUUUAGUAGCGCUGCUUAAAAGGCAGAAACUGGACAAGGAGCCGGCAGUCACUUGCCAAACUAAGACGGCCAGAGCUCGUUUCAUCAUUUCUCCAUCCAAGAAGGUUUCUUCUGAAGUUCUGCCUGACUCCAUAUGUAGCCAAGGGAAGUUUGAAGGAGAUAAGAAAAUGUGUAUCCACUGUAAUGCAACUUUCCACAGCGGUGUCAGUCUGUCCAAUCAUCUUAGGGCUUAUGCACGCAGGAAGCAGAUCGCCAUGCUGGAAGGAACGUCAUAUGAUUGUAAUCAGAAACUGCCUCGCUCGAGGUCUGGGCCAAAGAGGAAAAUGUUCCACACCGCCUCUGAAGUGAUCUACACCCUGACAUGCAGGUUCUGCGAUCUGGUCUUCCAGGGGCCUCAGUGUGUGCAGGAGGACUGGGUAAAGCACCUGCAGAGACACCUCAUGCAUACUGCUGUCAGAGGGACAGGCGCCGGGAUGGUGGAGGUGCCAGCUGUGUGCGAGGAGCCCUGUGCUCCGGACUGUGUCACUCAGGGGCUUUAAAUCACGUUUACACACAAGCUUUAUUCAUGUUACCACUCUUCGGCAUAUGUAAAUAGAGAGAUAAGAAGAGACAUGCACACUUAUUCUACAUAAAGAUAUCUCUGGACAAGUGUAGAAAUCUAUAUGAUAAAUAUUUGAGAUAUAUCAAAUAAAAAAAAAAUGAGAGAGAGAGAGAGAGAGGAUAUUUUCCAAUAUUGCACAUAUUUUCUCUUCUCUCCCUUUUUUUUCCAAUGUUCUUGUUUUAGACAUGACAUUUGUCAUAAAAGUCUGGUAUUGACACGUUCCUACGUUCAUAUAGUCUGAUACAGAGCUGAAUAUUUGCUUAGAGAUUAUAUGCUCUGAUCUAUUUUUAAGCAGCAAUCAUUCUUGGUGCACAUAGCGUUACAUUUAUUGCUAAUUCGUAUGUAAUUAGGAUGCGCUGAAAUUAUGGCUACUGAAAAGAUUUUUUUAAAAGUUUAAAUACAACAAAUAUCAACCAAUAUCACUUUCUAAAUCAUUUCCCUCUAAUUCGCAGUUAUUCGCAGUUUGGCCCUUAUUCAUCCAUCUUAUGUACAGUCAAAUCUGAUUGUAAAUCGAUCGGUAUACAGAUUUCACCAUCAGCUUCCUUAUUAUAUUCCUUACUAAGAAAAGCGUAUUUUUGAUAGGCGUUUAUUUUCUUAGAAUUAAGGUACUUGACUGAAACGUUUGACGAAAGGUGUCGAUUCUUCUGAGACUGUAAAAGAUUAUAUGUAAAUAAGGGAGAUAUAGAUGGGAGCUUGUUAUCACACAGCAGAGGUGAUUUACUCUCAAAUCACCAGUUGCAUUAAUGUCACAUGGCAGUUUGACAAGAAUUUGUUUGUAUACACUGUUCAAAAAAAUGAAGGGAACGCUUAAAUCACACAGUGGAUCCUGGUAAACGUUAUAUUCAUUCAAAAUUAAUAUUUCGUUGGAACUCUUUACUUUGAUAUAUUUGUGAAAUUCAUUAACGACAAAAAUGACAAUGGUCACUGAAAAGAAAAAAAGAAAAAAAUCAACCCAUUGAGGGCUGGAUUUAAUAUCACACCGAAAAGUAAAAAAUAAAUAUAUGACGGGUUGAUCCAACUUGUGUAAAUUGUACGAAACUUAUGAGAUGGUGUCUUGGGGGACCUCCUCUCAGAUUUGGAUCAUGGCAUCAGUGGAUGGACCCUCUAGAGGAUAUAUUAGACCCUCAUGCCACCCUCAAAGAGUUUUACUUUUGUAGGGCUCUGGCAGUGCGCCUCCUGUUCUUCCACGCUCAUGGGAGCAGAUACUGGUCCUGCUGCUGAGCUGUUGCCCUUUUAUAGCCCUGUCCAUCUCUCCUUGUCUAACUGCCCACUUCCUGGUAUCUCCUCCAAUCUCUUGAAACUGUGUUGGGACGCACACCGAAGCUCCCUGCAGUGGCACAUAUGGCCGUCUUUAAAGAGUUGGAAAACCUGUGCAACCUAAUUGGAUGGCAAACACUAAGAAAACACAAAACUAGAAACAGUCAGAAAGGAUGGUAAGAGAGCAAUUGUGUGUGGCCAUUACUUGUAAAACUAUUCACCUUUUGCUGUUGCCUUUCCAGUGCACCUCUUGUCACUUUUAUUUGCACCAAAGCAGGUAAAAUUAUAAAAAAGAAUUAUAAUUUACAAUCACUUAAGCUUCCUAACUGGACAGAUUGAUAUCCCUAGUUGACUUUGUACUGUGAUGAUUGCGUGUUCAUUUUUUUGAUCAGUGUAUUUCUCAAUGCUCAAAUCUGCUCAUUUCUAUCUUCCACUCUGCAUCCCCAGUGUAAUAUCUCGCUCUAAAUUCUAGUGUUUUCUGAAUUGGGCCAUCUUCAUCACUGCUUUCUUUGCAUUACAUGUGUACCUUUUCUGCUACAUACACCUCACAUUUUCUACAACUGAACAGCUGUGGAGAAUUAUCAGCCAUAAUCACCUGCAGUGCAGGAUUAACAAUUUAUUCUAGUAGUUUGUUUAUCAGAUAUUGUUAGUGAUUAGUGUUGGUUUUUGUUCAAAAUAUUCACCUUUUGUUUAAAAAUAAAAUGCAAAAAAAGAUAGAAUUUAUGCAAUGAUGCAAAAACCAAAUGAACCAAAAAUGCUAACUAUAUAGAACCCAUAUAUAAUUCACCAUUCUCUUAUCAUUAUUUGUGUGUUGAUGCAGUGGAUCUGCGUAUUUUAAGUGUGCGAAGGCAUUCAUAGAGACGUCUGCAAUUUUAGAAACUCACUUAAAUCAAAAGUACAUUGGAUACCAGAAAGACACACAUUAUAACGUUUCGUGAUAAAAGAACGCAAAUCUCCAGCUAUAAGCUCACCUAGAUGUUUUAAAAGCACACUGUCCUGUGAUACACUACACUGCUGUAACAGCUGCAUACACUGCUUUUCAGUUCUGAUGCCAGAUUUCAGCACUGUUUGUUACACUCACCUCAACUCUGAGGCGUUCUAGUAGUCAACUCUUACUUUAGGAUUUAUCGAGAACGGAUCUAUUAACUUUUCUGUGCUUAAACUAUUUAUGAACAUUUUUAUAUGUGAAUAAGUGACAUACUGUAUUGUCCAGAUUAUAAGAUUUGCUAUAUUUGCCCUCUUCUGCAUAUACAGUAAAGCAAGAUAUGUUUUCUUUUUGUUAGUUUUUUUUAUAUAAUGCUUUGGCCUAAUAAUAAUAAUAAUAUGCCCAACUGUUAAGAUUUUUUUUUUUACACUAUACGCUACUUCUGCAGUUAUGGUAGUUUCCCUGUCCCAUAUGUCAACAGAGCAGCAAUAUUACUGACGGAUAAAAGUUAUAAAUAAACAAGAUAAAAAUAAAAAUGAUCAUAUUCGACACCCUCA
Molecule: messenger RNA, 7346 nt
Organism: Silurus meridionalis
Lineage: Eukaryota; Metazoa; Chordata; Actinopteri; Siluriformes; Siluridae
Gene: znf644b
Product: zinc finger protein 644b
Exons: 9
Coding region: 871-4545 (1224 amino acids)
Biological process (GO): regulation of transcription by RNA polymerase II
Cellular component (GO): nucleus
Molecular function (GO): DNA-binding transcription factor activity, RNA polymerase II-specific; RNA polymerase II cis-regulatory region sequence-specific DNA binding
Source: RefSeq, a predicted model, not a curated record